Molecule: messenger RNA, 887 nt
Organism: Amaranthus tricolor (Joseph's coat)
Lineage: Eukaryota; Viridiplantae; Streptophyta; Magnoliopsida; Caryophyllales; Amaranthaceae
Product: transcription repressor OFP12-like
Exons: 1
Coding region: 76-843 (255 amino acids)
Biological process (GO): negative regulation of DNA-templated transcription
Source: RefSeq, a predicted model, not a curated record
ACUUAUCUCUCUCUACAACCCACAAAUUUAUUAAAUAACAUUCUAGAGAGAUAAAGACCUAAAAACUUGGCCACUAUGCCAAAUUAUACACUAGCCAAAAACCUCAACCUAUGUUUUUCCCUUCUACAACGUCCCCAACCCCAAAUAAGAUCUCAUUCCCCACAAAACCACCACACCUUAAACUACAACUCAUUAUAUGAUCAUCGCGACUUCCCUCCUACUCGUCCACCACCACUCACCGCCACUUCAUCCGCCUAUAUCUCAGCUCCAGGCUCCCCAUCCUCCGUCUCCACAGACUACAUGGAGACGGAGGAUAUAAUAGAGGCAGCGGUGGGAUCCACUACUCCAGACCUCACCGCUGCCUAUGCCUCACAACGAUUUUUUAUCUCCUCUCCGGGUAGGUCAAACUCAAUCGUUGACUCUCUUUCUCUUUCUUCUUCUACUUUAUUAUCUCCUGCUGAAGAAAACGAAACCAUUAUUUCUAGUUCGUCAUCCACUACAGAAGUAGUCGGGGGAGUACCUAUACAGACGUACUCCCCUGACCCAUACGUGGACUUUAGACAGUCCAUGCAGGAAAUGGUGGAAGCACGUGACUUAGGAAGAUUAGAAGUCAAAGAAGCAUGGGAAUAUUUACAAGAAUUACUAUUAAGCUAUUUGGCGUUGAAUCCUAAGAACACUCAUAAGUACAUUGUUGGAGCUUUUACUGAUCUAGUUGUUAAUCUUAUGUCGUCUCCUAAUAAUAAUUGUGAUUCUUCUCCUAUUUCUUUUUCUUCAUCAUCUUGUGAUGAUCAUGAUCAUCAUCAUGAUCAUAAGGAUGAUCAUAAUGGGGGUCGUUAUGUAUGAUAAGAAAGUGCAUUAAUUUAUGAUCAUCAAAUCAUUCAAUGUAA